UCGUUCCUGGGGGGGCGUGGCCUGUGCGCCUGGCAGUCCAGACUCAGGGCGCAGACAAACCCUCGUUUCACCUGCUGUGGUCAUCCAGGUUAAUGGAUAAACUUCCUCCUCCUCUCACUUCCCGCUGCCUUUCUGCUGAUGUUUCCAGCUCUGGUUUCGCUUUGAGAGACUCGAUGUUCUCCGUCCUCGGAGUUGUGAGACUGAACCAUCAAACGCACAAAGAUCCCGCAUAUCCACCGACCAUCGGUCCCGCGCGCGUUCAUGCCGUAGAAUGGACCGCUACAGGUAUUUUAUUUUCAACCAGAGGGGCGUUCUGAUCCUGGGGAUCCUCCAGAUGGCCUGUGCGGGUCUGUGCGUGGUGUGCGGCUUCAUGGACGCCGUUUUCCGCAAAAGCACCCCGCUGAGCCGCAGCAGGACGCCGCUGUGGGGGGGACUGAUCAUGGCCUCUCCGGGGGUUUUGGCUCUUUUUGCCUCCCAAAGGAAAAACUCAAUCCUGGUGAGUGUGAUGGUCGUGGCUGCUGGUCUGUCCUGUGUGGCGUCCGUGGUCAUAUCAGGUUACUGUGGACUGACUCUCACCUACGGCGAGGAAGAUGAAGAUGUUUUCCACCACUUGAACACUCCUGAAGUGACGUUCGUUCUUCAUCGGAUGGUGAAGGGAGCCAACUCCACCAUCAUCCUCAGCUGUGUGAUCAGCUUACUUCUCUCGUCGCUGAUCGCCUUCAUUGGCUGCCGCAGCCUCCCCUCCUGUGGUUGCUAUGACAACCGAACCGGACUGGAAACGCUGGUUCCUCAGAGUGACUCUGCAGACACAGAGAUGGUGUGCACGUGGCAGGCAGGAGGCGAUGACCGGAUCUUCAAUUCUCCUGCUCAGCCAGUUUACAGAGACACUGUGGAGCCGCAGGAGGCGGCGGCGGCGUCCUCCAGUCCGCCUCCUUACAGCAGGAUGGCCUGAUGCAUCCAUGUUUUACACGCUGGUUCCUUCUGGACCCAGAAAAGCUCAGCUGACAUGGAACAUUUCAAAAGUGCAUCCAUGUUAUUGGCAUGUUUGAUUCCCUUUUUGUUAUGUGAACAUUUAUGCAUUUAUUAUUUGUGAUUUAGUGUUUUUAAUAAAUAAAACUA
Oryzias melastigma (Indian medaka) is the source of this 1119-nucleotide messenger RNA. RefSeq lists its product as uncharacterized. Gene Ontology annotation, cellular component: membrane. The record is from RefSeq and is a predicted model, not a curated record. The transcript has 6 exons. NCBI's taxonomy places the organism in Eukaryota, Metazoa, Chordata, Actinopteri, Beloniformes, Adrianichthyidae. The coding region runs from base 272 to 952 and encodes 226 amino acids.